AUGUUUGACGUCAUUAGAGCAGUCGCGACGCGGCACGACGGCACAGCACGCAUAGCGCGCGAGGCGGUCGAGGACUUCAGGGCGGACGGCUGCGUCCUGCUGGAGCUGCGCACCACGCCCAAGCACCUACCAGGCGAGGGUGUCACCAAACGCAGCUACAUCGAGGCGGUGCUGCGGGGGCUGGAGGAGGCGCAGCAGCAGUGGCGGGAGCAGAAGCAGCGGGAAAAGAAGCAGCAGCAGCUACAGGAGCGGCAGCAGCAGCAGCAGCAGCACCAGCAGCAGGAGCAGCAGAACCAGCAGCAGCAGCAUGAGCAGCAGCAGCACCACCAGCAGCAGCAGGAGCAGCAGCAUGAGGAUCGGGAUGUCAAGGGUGGGGAGGAGUCACCUGUGAUGGACGAAGACGACAUGUUGGUUCGGCUGGUGCUUUCCAUUGACAGACGGGAAGACACGGCGGCGGCCAUGGAGACGGUCAAGCUAGCGGCGGCGCUGCGCUCUGAGGGGGCGCCCGUGGUCGGCAUCGACCUGUGCGGCGACCCCGCCGCCGGCCAGUGGCAGACCUGGCUUCCCGCGCUGCGCGCCGCGCGCGCCGCGGGCCUGCGGGUCACGCUGCACGCGGGGGAGGUGCCCAACGCCGGGGAGACGGCGGCCAUGCUGGAGUUUGGGCCGGACAGGCUCGGCCACAUGUGCUGCAUGACGGAGGAGCUCGAGGCGCAGCUGUGGGCGAGCAAGAUUCCUGUUGAGCUGUGCCUGUCGAGCAAUGUGAUCACCCAGUCUGUGCCCAGCCUGGCAGAGCACCACUUCCGGGAGUUUGCGGCGGCGGGCCACCCUGUCGUCCUGUGCACCGACGACAGCGGCGUGUUUGCGACGAGCCUCUCAAAGGAGUACGCCUUGGCGGCAGAGGCGUUCUCUCUGAGUGAGGACGAGCUGGUAGACCUGGCGGCUGCAGGCGUGCGCCACGCGUUCGCGCCCGACGACGAGCGGCGGCGGCUGCUCGCGCGCGUGGAGGCGUUCAGGGGGCGGCGGCUCGCGGAGCGCAGCAGCGGGGCGGGGGCGGCGUUGAGAGCGAGGGCAGGGGCUGCGGGGCCUUGUAACUACGACCUGCCCAUCAGGGACGAGAUGGGGCCCUCGAUCGCGGACACGGCGGCCUGGAAGGCCCUGCAGGAGCAUGUAGUGGAUAUUGAGCAGACCCACCUCAAGGAUCUGAUGCUCAACCAGCAGCGCUGCGAGGCCCUCAUCAAGGAGGACCUCGGGCUCUACAUCGACUUCUCGCGGCAGCGGAUGACUCAGGAGACGGUCAAGGUGGUCGGGGAUCAGGGCUGGGCGCUGUGGCAGCCAGUUGUGGCGCAUGGUGCUGUGGCAGUAGUGCGCAGCCAGCGGGGGACUCAGAAUGCGGGGAGGGGCACUGCGCUGGCGGGCAGGGGUGUGCGUGCCCACGAGGCAUCACAGCGCGAGCCGAGGCAGCAGCAGGAGCAGCAGCAGGAGCAGCAGCAGGAGCAGCAGCAGGAGCAGCAGCAGGAGCAGCAGCAGCAGCAGUAG
Molecule: messenger RNA, 1536 nt
Organism: Monoraphidium neglectum
Lineage: Eukaryota; Viridiplantae; Chlorophyta; Chlorophyceae; Sphaeropleales; Selenastraceae
Product: adenosine deaminase
Exons: 9
Coding region: 1-1536 (511 amino acids)
Biological process (GO): adenosine catabolic process; inosine biosynthetic process
Molecular function (GO): adenosine deaminase activity
Source: RefSeq, a predicted model, not a curated record